Volvox carteri f. nagariensis is the source of this 2817-nucleotide messenger RNA. It is a transcript of the gene puf1, whose product is annotated as pumilio family protein. Gene Ontology annotation, molecular function: mRNA binding. The transcript is spliced from 10 exons. Bases 66 to 2447 code for a protein of 793 amino acids. NCBI's taxonomy places the organism in Eukaryota, Viridiplantae, Chlorophyta, Chlorophyceae, Chlamydomonadales, Volvocaceae. The record is from RefSeq and is a predicted model, not a curated record. Gene Ontology annotation, biological process: regulation of translation. Gene Ontology annotation, cellular component: nucleolus.
CUCAAUGCUUGAAUUGUCCAUAACGAAUUCCGGCUUGACUACGCCGGCAUACGUUUCAGGACGCUAUGGCUAAAGAUACAAAGUCUGCACAACCGGCGAAAGCAGCGAAAGCGGCUAAGCCUUUUCUCAAGUCUGGCACCAAGCGGAAAGGUGAAGGCCAAUCGUCGGCAGCGCCGCCUGCGAAGCGUGCACGGGACGAAAAUGGUAAAAGUCCCGAUGGCGAAAGGCAGAAGAAACUUCACACGAAGGACAAGCGAGCCGUCAUUCGUGAGAAGAAGCUCCAACACAAGAAGAACUGGAAUGUAAUCCAGGACUCGGUGUACUUAUGGGAGAAGCUACGUCCAAAGGAUACGUCGGAUAUCGAACGCAGGGAGCUGGUGUCGAACAUUUUGAAGAAGGUGAAGGGCAAGCUAUUGGAGCUAUCCAACCACCACACCGCCAGCCGUGUCAUCCAGUUUUGCGUCAAGUACGGUGGUGACGUUGAGCGUCGUACGGUUAUGGACGAAGUGCGUGCCAACGUGGUGGAGCUCUCAAAGAGCAAGUACGGUCACUUCCUUGUUCGCAAGCUGAUCAACACGGCAAAGAAGGACGAGGUGCCUGGUCUCGUCCGGUUAUUCCGAGGUCACGUCGCCCAACUUCUGCGUCAGCCUUACGGUGCCGACGUGAUUACCGAUCUAUACGACGUGGCGAGUACGGCGGACCGUAAUGCUCUAUGUUCAGAGUUUUACGGCAAGGAGUUCGUGUUGUUCGAUGGCAUCUCGGGCGAGGCGGGCCGCUUGUAUAGCCUAAAGCAGCUCAUGACGAACUCUCCGGCGGCGAAGCAGCGCGCCAUCAUCCAGCACAUGACAAAGGCGCUUACUCCUAUUGUGGAAAAGGCGCUCUUGGAUCCUCCAAUCACGCACAGGCUGGUGAAGGAGUACCUGGAGUGUGCUACGGGGCUGUCGGUAGAGGAGGCGGUGGAGACCCUUUCACAAACCGGCGAGGCAGUUCUGCGUAUGGUGCAUACCCACGAGGGUGCGGCGGCAGCGUGCAUGGUACUUGCAUACGGCAUGCCCCGUGAUCGGAAGCGCGUGGUUCGCGCCAUGAAAGGUCAUGUGGCGGCGAUGGCGGCAGACGAGUGGGGCCAUACGGUGCUGUGUAUGGCGCUGGCGUGCGUGGAUGAUACUUCACUUACAAGCAAAGUCGUUGUUUCGGAGCUCAAGGAGUUGCUGCAAGAGGGCGUGCAUCAGCCUAAUGCCGUGCGGGUGCUGCAUCAGCUGCUUUCACCAGACUGCCGCCGGCAUUUUCCGCCUGCCAUUUACGAGAUGCUUCAUCCACCCCAACGUGUAGUCAGGGGCUCCACUGGCAAAUCCGUUACGGAUUUGGAGGGCGAGGAGGACGAGGAAAUGGACUUCGGUGGGGCCGUACCCGAAGAUGACGCGGACGAGGACGGUGGCGAGCUCUUCUCAAAGGAGGCUAAAGGGAAAAGUUCAAACAAGCCGAAAGCGCGUGGCAAGGUCUUAGCUACCGGUGCUGACGAGGACAUGGAGGAUCCGGCGGACAAGACUGGAAAUGGUGGUACCGCCGAGGUCGAGGGGGUUCCCAACGAGACCGACGAUGCUGCAGCUGAACGAGUGUUGGGUGCCAGCAAGAAGGACCCCCGGUUACGUCGCCGGGAACUGCUGGGAAGUGGACCUAAGAGCCUGUCCGUCAAGCUGACACAGGUAGUGGCGGCAGAGGCGCCGGCACUGUUGCGAUCGCCACACAGUUGCGAGCUGGUAGUCGAGGUGGCGAGAGGCGGGGAAUCAGGUCUGCUGUUCGAGCUGGAACCUGAUGGGGUGCGUUCCGUUCACGCGGCCAUUAUAGAGGAUGCGGCAAGGUCCCCCGAGGAUGUAGCAGCGGAGGCUGGUGUUGAAGAGGACGCCCCGGAAGCGCCGUCAACAUCUGGGCGUGAACACGUGUUGCUAUCUUACUAUUCGAGUCGCGCUCUGCGACGAUUGCUGCUGCUGGCAGCGGACGAGCAGCCUGCCGGUGCUGCCGGUGCCUUCGCAUCCGAGAUAUGGGCCAAUGCCCUCAAGGGGCGUUGCAAGCAGUGGGUCGGAACGCAUGCUGAGAAGGUCCUGGUGGCACUAUUGCAAUGUGGAGUGCAACCUGUUGUGACAGCAGCGACAAAGGAGCUGAAACCGCUGGUAAAGCAGCCACUCGAGGAGUGGGCUGGCAGGUUCCUGGGCCAGAAGGGCAAGGAAGGCGACAAGCAAGUGGAGUCUCGGUUGGAGCAAGGGGCAGAGCAGGCGACCCAGGGGAAGGUUGAGGGACGGAAUGGGAAGUCGGAUGGAAAGCAGUCUGGGGCAGCGGAGGCGGGGAAACAGCGAGGGGGCCUGAAGGAACCGAAGAUGAAGUCCGGUGGUAAGGACAAGCGUGUUGGUGCGGGGCUAGACAAGGGAAAGGUUAUAAAGGUGAAACGGUAAUUACGAGAGCAGGCAGGUGUAACUAAUUUGCAGGUAAGUAAGUGCCGAAUUAGGCACAUCGCACUUCAAAAACUUAUCCUGGAAUAAUAGAUGGAAUUCAUCCGACUCGGUUGACGAGACGUGGUCUCAACAUGGAAAAACGGCGGACAAAAGGCGAUAGGGUUAAGAACUGACAAUGUCAUGCACCCCGCUGCCAACACGAUCAUUUUACCGGCAAAAGCACAUGGGCGGUUACUGUUAGGGUUUGGUUGUACGUGCUAUGUGAACGGAACUGUGGUCAGUGCAGUAUGGUUUAUGAUGUGACUUGGGUGGUGCAGUGACACGUAAGGAGCGUGUACAUAUCUACAAACUAAUGUAAAUGUUGGGCUAG